Pistacia vera is the source of this 3523-nucleotide messenger RNA. Its product is annotated as putative disease resistance protein RGA3. Gene Ontology annotation, molecular function: protein binding; ADP binding. Gene Ontology annotation, biological process: defense response to other organism. Lineage: Eukaryota; Viridiplantae; Streptophyta; Magnoliopsida; Sapindales; Anacardiaceae. The transcript is spliced from 8 exons. The record is from RefSeq and is a predicted model, not a curated record. The coding region runs from base 1 to 2937 and encodes 978 amino acids.
AUGGCUGAAGCGCUUGUGGAGAUAGUGUUGGAACAAUUUGUUUCAAUCAUUCGUCAACAGGCGGAAGAAGGGAUAAGUCUGAUUGCAGGUGCUGAGCGAGAAGUCGAGAAGCUUCUAGGCAACUUCCGGGCAAUUAAAGCUGUGCUGGCUGAUGCUGAGAACCGACAGGUGAAAGAGAACGCUGUGAGAGAUUGGUUAGCCAAGCUUAAAGACGUGUCCUAUGACAUUGACGAUGUGUUGGAUGAAUGGAACACGAAGCUUCAGAAAUUGAAGAUUAAGAAAGCUGAAGAUGCUUCUAAGCCUCUGAAAAAGGUAUGUUCCUUCAUUCUUCACUAUCUCGGUUGUAGGACAUUGAUUAUGCGUUAUGACAUUGGCGCCAAGAUAAAACGUCUUGAUAGAAAAUUAGAUAUUAUUGCUGUGGAGAGAGAGAGGUUCAACUUUAGAACAAUCACCGAGGAUAGCAAACAAGUAGAACGAGUAAUCACCACAUCUGAUAUUGAUUUCACAGAGCUUUGGGGAAGAGAUAAAGAUAAGAAUUCACUAGUCGAUUUGCUCUUGGUUCAAAGUAGUCAACAACAAGCCUUCCCCAUAAUCUCUAUAGUAGGGAUGGGAGGAAUGGGCAAGACAACUCUUGCUCGAUUAGCUUUUAAUGAUUACAGGGUGAACAGCCAUUUUGAUAGAAAAAUAUGGGUGUGUGUUUCUGAGCCUUUUGAUGAGCUCAGGGUUGCAAAAACAAUACUUGAAUCUCUCACACAUAGUCCAUCACAAUUAGUUGACUUAGAAAUUGUAAUGCAAAACAUAGGUCGACAAAUUGAAGGAAAGAAGUUUCUUCUUGUCUUAGAUGAUAUAUGGUCUGAAAAUCCUAAAAAUUGGAGAAAUUUGAAACGUACUCUCAAGUGUGGAUCUCUAGAAAGUAGAAUUUUAGUGACUACACGUAAGGAGAGUGCUGCGAGGGUCAUUAGAACCACCAACACAAUCUCACUAAGAACACUUACCGUUGAGGAAUCUUGGUCGUUGUUUUGUCAACUUGCAUUUUCUGGAAAAACCAAUAGUGAGUUUGAAGAAAUUGGUAAAAAGAUUGUUCAAAAGUGUGAAGGUUUGCCUCUUGCUAUAAAGACUUUAGGUAGUCUUUUGCACCUUAAAAAAAAACUUGAAGAAUGGGAAAAUGUGUUAAAUAGUGAAAUAUGGGAAUUAAAAGAGGUAGAACUGAACAUUUUUCCACCUCUAUUAUUAACCUACUAUGAUUUGCCCUCAAUGUUGAAAAAAUGUUUUUUAUAUUGUGCCAUCUUUCCUCGAGACUAUAAGAUAACAAAAGAUAAACUGAUUAAGUUGUGGAUGGCUCAAGGUUAUCUUAAGGGAGACAACAGGGAUGAUGAGGUUUUAAUUGGUGAAGAUUGUUUUAAAAGCUUACUCCCUUUCUUUCAAGAUUUUGAAACAAUUGAAUAUGAUGGUAGCAUAAUAAGUUGCAAAAUGCAUGUUAUAGUGCAUGAACUUGCCAUAUUUCUUGUAAAGAAUGAGUUCUGCACUAUAGAAAUUGAUGGUCCUGCAAAGCCUCAAUUAGAGCUUCAUUGUAAAGAAGCUCGACAUUUAAUGAUGAUUGGGAACUCAACUUCUAUUGAUGUUAAUAAUGAGAAAUUGCGUAGCCUUAUUGUUGAGAGAACUGCAUCUGAUAUUAAGAUUGGAGUUGAUUUAUCAAAUUUAUUUGACAAAUUGAAAUGUGUAAGAACGUUGGAUUUGAGUUCUUGUUCACUCGAAGAAAUUCCAGAAGGAAUUAAGAAAUUGAUCAAUUUGAGAUACCUUAAUUUAUCUCAUAAUGUAAACUUAGAAAAAUUGCCUGAAACAUUAUGUGAGCUACACUAUCUGGAGACCUUAGACGUCACUGAAUGUUUCCGGCUCCAAGAACUACCCCAUGGGUUGGGAAAAUUAUCUAACCUAAGGCAUUUAAGAAACCAUAGGACUUCUCUAAGUUACAUGCCCAGAGGAAUUCAGAGAUUAACUAGUCUUCGAGAAUUAAGCAAAUUUGUUGUGAGCAAUGUUAGUGAUGAUAAUAAAGCAUGUAGCCUUGCACAUCUAGAGAAUUUGAAGGACCUUAGAGGGUUUCUUCUCAUAACUGGGUUGGGAAAUGUAAGUGAAGUGGGUGAGGUUAAGAAGGCAGAACUUAAAUAUAAGACAAAGCUCCGAGGUUUGGGUCUAAGAUUUGAUGGGUGGAUGUAUGCGGAGGAUGAAGGAAUUUUCGAAGACUUAGAACCACCUCCAAAUUUACAGGAAUUAAUGAUACAAUAUAACACAGGGAGAACUAUGCCCCUGAAAUGGAUCCUGUCGUUAACCGAGUUGAAGGUGUUAAAGCUAUCGUCUUGCUUUGAAUUCAAGUAUUUGCCUGCUUUAGGUGAAUUAUCAACACUUGAAUCACUCAUGAUAUGGAAUAUGACGAGUGUAAAAAAAGUUGGGAAUGAAUUUUUGAUAGAAAGUGGCAACAAGUCAUCAUCUUCGUCUUCAUCUUUGAUGUUCCCCAACCUGAAAUAUCUUGCUAUGUGGAGUAUGGAAGAGUGGGAAGAGUGGGAAGAGUCAGAUUUUGAUGUUGCAAGUAUCAUGCCAUGUCUUCAUUCCUUGAAACUUUCCUCAUGCCCCAAAUUAAAGUCACUGCCAGAGUACAUAAUUCGUCCAACACCAAGAUUGGAGAAAUUGGAGAUCGAAAACUGUGGUAUUCUAAAACAAUGUUACAACAAGAAGACAGGACAAGACUUCUCCAAGGUCUCUCAUAUUCCUGGGUUCGUGGUUAUGGAUGAUUCUAUGAGAUCCACUUCAUUAGUUAAUGUCGAUCCUGAAACUGACCCACCUAUCAUGGAGUCACGAAUUCAAGAUAAAGGCAAAGGAAAGAUGCCUAUCGACUUCUCGACUACAAUGAGCAGUGACCCACGGACAUCAGAUUCUGAAUAGACAAAUGUUUUUCGAGCUGCGGCAAACAGUAAGCAGACUAGACAUCUUGUGAAAGCUACCGAUGUUUACUAUCAGCUACCAUUGAGGAGAAGAUACUUAGUUUCUUAUUGGAUUUAGUGUUUUGCCGCAUGUAGAAGAGAGAAUAGCUUGAUUUGACCUGUUGACGAAAUGAAACUUUUUGAUUCUACCAAGAAACAUGUCCAGUAUGGGGUGAAGUAUUUUGCUCACAGUAAGAGUGGGGGCAGGUUAGACAUGCAAGCGCUAAAGGAGAAGAAAGUGUGUCAAUCAGAUGUUGUGUCUUUGUUUCCUUACCCGAAGAAUGAUGUGAAAAGAAUACAAAAGAGGAGUUGUGAAAUGGUAUUUCUUGCACCCAAAAGAUCAACUUGAAGAUGCUACAAGCUAGAGAACCAUGGUUCCAGAUUCAUUAAUGAGACUAGCUGGGAGAAUGCCUGAAGGAUGUCUUGAUAGCUCAUUUCUAGAGUUCCAUGCAGAGAAGCAAGUUCAAUGUAUCACGAAUUUCUUCAGAAUGAUACUCUUCUUGAAGGGACUUGCAUUUCAUCGUCAAAGCUCAAGGAUCCUGAAGAUA